Molecule: messenger RNA, 1317 nt
Organism: Triticum turgidum subsp. durum (durum wheat)
Lineage: Eukaryota; Viridiplantae; Streptophyta; Magnoliopsida; Poales; Poaceae
Source: the annotation of a GenBank genome assembly
AUGGAAAACAGCGCGCCGCCGGUGAUCAUCGUUGGGGCGGGGCCGUCGGGGCUGGCGGCGUCGGCCUGCCUGGCGCGGCGCGGGGUGGAUAGCAUCGUACUGGAGCGGGAUGACUGCGUCGGCUCGCUAUGGCAGAAGCGCGCCUACGAUCGUCUCCACCUGCACCUCCCCAAGCAAGCAAGCGCGCUCCCCCACCUGCAGCACGCCGACGACGCGCCGGCCUACCUCCCCCGCGACCACUUCGUCCGCUACCUCGACGCCUACGCCGACCGCUUCGCCGUGCGCGCGCGCCUCCGCCUCCGCCGCGAGGUCCGAUCCGCGCGCUUCAUUGUGGACGAAGGCCGAUGGGAGGUUGACGCCGUCCACCUCGGCACCGGCGACACGGAGCAGUACGUGGCGAGGUACCUGGUGGUGGCCACGGGGGAGUUCGACGAGAAGGUCUUCCCCGUGGUGCCCGGGCUGGACACGUUCCCUGGCGAGGCCAUCCACGCCAGCGAGUACCGGUCCGCCGAGGGGAUGCGGGGAAAGGAGGUGCUCGUCGUCAGCUGCGGCAACUCCGGAAUGGAGAUCGCCCUGGACCUCGCCCAGGCCGGCGCCGCGGCCUCCAUCGUCGUCCGCGGCGAGCUCCACCUCAUGACGAGGGAGAUCAUGAACGCGUCCACGGCGCUGUUCGCCUACCUGCCCGUCUGGAUGAUCGACCGGCUGGCGGUGUUCGCAUGCCGCGUCGUCUUCGGCGACACGGCCAGGCACGGCCUCCGGCGGCCCGACGUAGGGCCCUUCACCAGAAAGAUCCAGAGCAACGUCUACCCAGUCAUCGACGUCGGCACCUAUGACAAGAUCAAGAGCGGCCAGAUCCAGGUGCUGCCGGUGAUGACGAACAUCGAAGGGGACGUGGUGGAGUUCUCCGGCGGGGAGCGGCGCCGCUUCGACGCCAUCGUCUUAGCCACCGGGUACCGCAGCAUGGCAAAGAAGUGGCUCAAGGUUCGAUCGAUAACUCAUGCCAAGAAUCAAUCAACCCAUAUAUGUAUUAUAUUUGUGUUGCCAACUUCUCAGCUUGCUAAUGCUAGCUCGAGAAAUGGAACUGAAGCUGAAUCGUCGGAAUGCUGCCUGGUUUGGUUUCAGAGCGACGACGGCGGGCUGAUCGGUGACGACGGGAUGGCGUCCGGGAGAUCUCCCAAGGGGGGGAACGGGCUGUACCAUGCGGGGCUGGCAGGGAGAGGGAUCUACGGCAGCGGCACAGGCGGGGAGUUCAUCGCGGAGGACAUUAGCAGGCUGCUCCGGCAGGGCUCCGGCGACGACGACGGCGAUGGGGUCUAG